CUCCCACAUCACACCACCCAGCCCGCCGCCUUGGGACAACACGCCGGGCUUCCUCUGGGCGUUCUCCUUGCCUUUCCUUCCCGUGCUUCUCUCUUGGUGUUUGUCGCGUCCCGACCCGCCACCAUGGAGGACCAGCUUGUCCAGAUCCUCGCCAACACGCAGCUCCCCGCCGAGGGGCCUCGCAAGCAGGCCGAGCUCGACCUUCGCAGCAACCGAUCGAACCCGGCCUUCCCCCUCUCUCUCACAAACAUUGCCGGCCAUGCCUCGGUCCCCGUCCAGAUCCGCCAGGCCGCCCUCUCCCAGCUGCGCCUCUUUGUCGAGGACAACUGGAGCGGCCAGUCCGACGACGACCAGCCCACCAUCCCCAUCCCCGACCCCGUCAAGGCCCAGAUCCGGCCCAUGAUCCUCGAGCUCGCCAUCAAUGCUACCGACCGGAGGGCAAAGACUUCGGCCAGCUUCGUCGUCGGCAAGAUCGCCAAUAUCGACUUCCCUGAGCAGUGGCCCGACCUCCUGCCCACACUCCUGAACAUCAUUCCUUCUGGCACCGAGGACCAGCUCCAUGGCGCGCUCCGUGUCCUCGGCGACCUCGUCGAAGAGAGCCUCAGCGACGACCAGUUCUUCUCCAUGGCCCAGCAGAUUGUCAAGGUUGUCUACGAUGUCGCCCUCAACGAGGCCCGGAAGCCUUCGCUCCGCGCCCUCGCCGUGUCUGUCUUCCGCGGCUGCUUCAACCUCAUGGAUAUCAUCAAGGACGAGCACAACCAGGAAGUCACCAAGUUUGCCGAGGACGCCAUGAAGGGCUGGUUCCCCUUCUUCCUGCCUGUCCUCAAGCUGCAGCUCCCCGAGUACGACGCGUCCACCAACAAUCAGCCCGAGAGCUGGAACGGAAUCGUGGCUCUCAAGCUCCAGGUGGUCCGGUGUCUCCUGAAGCUCAAGUCGGUCUUCCCAUCGCUUCUCUCGCCCGAGACGCCAGCAUUCUUCCAGGCCGUCUGGGAAGAACUUUCCCAGCUUGUGACUCCUUAUGAGCUCAUGUACAUUGAGAGUGACGCGCAGGGCCGUCUCGAGGACUCUGACGGCCUCCCCUUCACGCUCGACUUCCUCGUGCUCGAGGAGCUCGACUUCCUCAACACCUGCAUGAAGGCACCCCCCGUCCGCAAAGAACUCGAGGCGCAACUGAGCGCGCACUCCUCGGCACACGAGACACCCUGGAUACAAGACAUCAUAAAGUUGACCUCUUCCUAUGCGCGCAUCACCAGAGAGGAGGAGGAGCUUUGGGAUAUUGAUGUCUCCCUCUACCUUGCCGAGGAGACUUCCGUCAGCGCCAACUAUACCCCGAGAACCGCCUGCGGCGACAUUCUGAUCAAGCUGGGCGAGUGGUUGAACCAGCAAGCUCUCGAGGGCUUGUUUGGAUACACCAAGACACUCUUCAGCAACAAUGAGUCGUGGAGGCUGCAGGAGGCAGCGCUCUAUCUCCUCAACAUCCUCGUCAGCGAUCUCCUCGACUGCGACAAGUCUGUGAGCACGCAGAUCACCCAGGCUUACUUGGAACUGGUGAACUAUGCCAUCACUCGCGCAGAUCAGCCCAUGCUGCGAGCCAGAGGCUACCUGGUCGGUGGUGUGUUGGCCGAGUGUGACCCGGUUGCUGCCGGUCUCAUGGACCAGACUGUGGCUGCUAUCACAUCCGACGAAUCAGAGCUCGUUCAAGUCGCCUGCAUCAAGGCCACAGAGAGCUUUAUCAAACCCGAUGUCGAGGGGAAUCACCGUGGACCGGAAGCCCAGACCAAAGUCGUGCAAGCCAUCUCGCAGUGGAUGGGGUCCAAGGACAUGACGGAGCUGGAGGAGGCUGAUGAUUUGCUUGUGUCGCUCGCCGAGACUCUGCGCGCGGCCAUCAAUAUCGACAAGCGCAUUACAAUCUCGUCAGAUGUCCCUGCAUUGGACCUUUUAUUCCUGAUUGCCAAGCACGGAGCCAACAACUUCCAGGUCACUAUGCUCAUCUGCGAGGCAUUUGAGGAUAUCGUGCAGACCAUGGCCGACCCUCAGUCUUACCAAGCACUUUGCGCGAAGGUCUUGCCCUCUCUGAACGGCGCUUUUGAUGUUGCUAGCGUCACAUCAGAUGAUCCUCUUGUCAUUUUUGCCACUGAGUUGAUGGCUGCCCUCACGCAGUAUGGUUCGGAGCCUCUCCCUCCUGGGUUCGUUGCCGCUGUACUACCAAAGCUGUCGCGUCUCUUGAUGGAGAACAACGAAGGGGAGAUCCUGAGACCCGCGGCGGAGUCAGUCAAGUAUCUUCUGGCACACGACCACGAGCAGAUGUUCAGCUACCAGGACGAGAACGGAAGGGGUGGUCUGGAGGUCUGCCUGCACGUGGUCGACCGCCUGCUCGGUGCUAACAUUGAGGAUAAUGCCGCCUCGGAGGUUGGCGGUCUUGCUGCUGAGCUCGUCGAGAAGGCUGGCCACGAGAGAUUGGGACCGUUCUUGCCUCAGCUCUUGCAAGCUGUGGCCAACAGGCUCGCUUCUGCCUAUGGUGCCACUUUCAUCCAGUCACUUAUUCUCGUGUUUGCAAGGCUGUCUUUGGUUGGUGCCAACGACGUUGUUGAGUUCUUGAGCACCAUCAACAUCAAUGGCGAGAUUGGUCUGCAAGUUGUCCUGAGCAAGUGGCUGGAAAAUUCUGUCAACUUUGCUGGCUACGACGAGAUCCGGCAAAAUGUCAUUGCGCUGUCCAAGCUGUACACCUUGAAUGACGCGAGAGUCAACCAGACAAUGGUCAAAGGUGACCUGAUUGUACCUGCGAGCGACAGGAUCGUGACCCGGUCACAAGCCAAGGCCAACCCGGACCAGUACACCAUUAUUCCAGCGCCACUGAAGAUCCUCAAGGUGCUGAUCGAGGAACUGCUGUCCGCGUCGGGCCUGCAAACGGCGGCCAACGCCGCCGCCGCCGCUGCCGCCGAGUUUGCCGACGACGAUGACGACGAUGGAUGGGAGGACGACCCGGAUACGAUCGACCUGAGCCUGGGCUCCACCAAGAGAGACCUGAUGGGCUUCCUGGACUCAAGCAACAUCCGGCACCGCGACGACGAGACGCAGGAGUACCUGACCGAGUUCUUCAUCCGCGCGGCCCAGGACAACGUCGCGGGUUUCAAGGACUGGUACGAGAAUCUGAGCGAGGACGAGAAGGCCAAGCUUGCCGACAUGGCGGGGGCGCAGCAGCCUUGAACAAGGCAAGGGGGUUUGGUCUAGACAAGGCAGAGUGCAUAGACUUAGUGAAAAUACCAUGAAUACCAUACACUUGGAGCGACAAACAGUAUCGCGGAUAAGAUCAAAUAGUAUCGUACCAUCGCGCGACGGGA
Messenger RNA from Microdochium trichocladiopsis, 3341 nucleotides. RefSeq names its product armadillo-type protein. Gene Ontology annotation, molecular function: small GTPase binding. The record is from RefSeq and is a predicted model, not a curated record. NCBI's taxonomy places the organism in Eukaryota, Fungi, Ascomycota, Sordariomycetes, Xylariales, Microdochiaceae. Gene Ontology annotation, cellular component: cytosol; nuclear envelope. The transcript is spliced from 4 exons. The coding region runs from base 124 to 3207 and encodes 1027 amino acids. Gene Ontology annotation, biological process: protein import into nucleus.